This is a messenger RNA of Camponotus floridanus (Florida carpenter ant), 2685 nucleotides long. It is a transcript of the gene Cdc16, whose product is annotated as cell division cycle protein 16 homolog. The coding region runs from base 414 to 2372 and encodes 652 amino acids. NCBI's taxonomy places the organism in Eukaryota, Metazoa, Arthropoda, Insecta, Hymenoptera, Formicidae. Gene Ontology annotation, molecular function: protein binding. The transcript has 10 exons. Gene Ontology annotation, biological process: cell division. The record is from RefSeq and is a predicted model, not a curated record.
AAUAAUUGAAUUGUUUAUUUUGCUUGCACUUUUUAUCUACUUUAUAUCUUUCUUCUUUCUCCGAAGUUUAUAUCAUUUUCAAGAAAUAAAGAAAAAGAAAGAGAGUGCCAGAUAAAGUUUUAGCCCAUCAGUAUAAAAUUGAUCGAGUAGAGAUCAGCUGUUUUCUUAAUCUUUUAAUCUUUUUUUCUCGAAAGAAUUAGUGUACGCAUUUUAAAAACAAAUGCAAAAAAGUGCUAUUGAAACGAACAAAAUUUAUUUGAAGAGGAAUUUGAGUUUUCCUAAUUCCUUUUCUAUUACUAGAAAUCUAAUUAUCUGGCAAAUGUGUCACUCCUAACCUAGUUCCCUUGUAUAGAUAACUUUUUCGAGUUGAAAACAAAAUCUACAAAAAAAUACGUUUAAAUUUAAAAUUAAAUAUGUCACACCGCGAUAGUGAUAACGAUAGCAUGCAUAACUUGUUAGAUGAGAAGAGUAUUGAUCUGGAAAAUUGUAGGAAAUUAGUUAGAUCGUACAUCGAUUUGCAUCUGUACAGUGCCGCCUUGUUUUGGGCUGACAAAGUAGUAUCAUUGAGUAAUGAAGAUCCAAAAGAUGUAUGCACUUUGGCGCAAUGUAUGUAUCUCAUGAAACAAUACCAUCGUGCUGCGCAUCUCAUAAAAAGAUAUGGAUUAGAGAAGACUGAUGUUAUGUGUCACUACUUAACUGUGAGGUGUUUAUUAGAAGCAAAGGAAUAUACUGAUGCUCUUCAAGUUAUUAACGAAUCUGAAAUAUGCACCAAUAUAACACAAGCUGGCAUUACAUUUACGGAUCGUAUGGAUAUUUUUCAAGAUGCUCCAAAAAAUGUUCAAAGUUCGAUAUUAUAUGUAAAAGGAAGAGUUUAUGAAGCGAUGGAUAAUAGAGCAGUAGCAACAGAAUGUUAUAAACAAGCUUUACAAUGUGAUGUUUAUUCAUAUGAAGCAUUUGAAGCUUUAGUACAAAAUCAAAUGCUUUCAGCCUCCGAAGAACGAGAACUCUUGGAAUCCUUACCAUUUGCUGAACAAUGCAUGAAAGGUGAAGCAGAACUUCUACGACUAUUGUAUGAUAGUAAACUAAAAAAAUAUCAAGAACCAAAUACAAAACAAUCAUUAAUUACAUGUAAUGUAAUGGGAAUUUGCGUCACUGACAGAUUAGCAGACAAUUUAGAUAUGCAAGUUGCAAAGGCUGAAAGAUUAUAUUAUAACUGUGAUUAUCAUCAAUGUUUCUCACUCACAGAGAUAAUUUUAAAAAAGGAUCCGUACCACAACUCGUGUCUUCCAGUGCAUAUUGCCUGCUUAGUCGAGCUUAAAAAAACUAAUGCUUUAUUUUAUCUGGCGCAUAGAUUGGUUGAUCUAUAUCCGGAAAUGGCUUUGGCAUGGUUUGCAGUUGGAUGUUAUUAUUACACCAUAGGCAAAAGCGACCAAGCAAGAAGAUAUUUAGCAAAAGCUACAGCACUGGACAGACUGUUUGGUCCUGCUUGGUUGGCAUAUGGACAUUCCUUUGCAGUAGAAAAUGAACACGAUCAAGCAAUGGCUGCUUAUUUCAAAGCAUCACAACUAAUGAAAGGAUGUCAUCUUCCACUUUUGUAUAUUGGAUUAGAGUGUGGUUUGACGAAUAAUCUAAAACUGGCUGACAAAUUCUUUCAACAAGCUCAAGGAAUAGCACCAAACGAUCCGUUUGUGAUACAUGAAAUGGGCGUUAUAUGUUUUUACAAUUUAGAUUACAAAAAUGCAGAACGAUUAUUUAAGGAAGCUAUGAAAAGCAUUCAGGGCGAUGUAAGAAACGUGAUUCUGCCCAGUAAAUGGGAAGCAUUAUUGAAUAACUUAGGGCACACUUGUAGAAAAAUGAAAAAGUACGACGAGGCAUUAGAGUAUCAUCAACAGGCGUUAGUCUUGGAUUCAUUAAACCCAUCGACUUACUCAUCGAUUGGUUUUAUUCACGCAUUAAUGGGUAACAUUCAAGAAGCAGUGGAUGCUUUUCAUAGAGCGCUCGGUCUCAGAAGGGACGACACAUUUACUGCAACUAUGUUGGGUUACGUAAUGGAACAGUUGAUUGAUGAGGCACCACCGUAUCCUGAUGCGCCUACGGAAAUACCGAAAUACAAAUCUGAGGACAGCGAAGUUAGACCGGAAAAUUCCAGCAAUAUGGGCAAUAGUUCAAAUGGUCAAGACAUCGAUAAAUUAAGAGUGAUUCUAUUCUCCAACAGUUGGGGAGAAAAUUCCGGCAAAAUGGGAAAGAUCCGAGAAGAUAGUACAUCUGGAAAACUCGAACGGCAGACACGAGACGCCGUUAAUUAUUCGACCGGCGAUACUUCCGAGGUCGAGAUGUUGGAUUCGUCGACCGCACAUAUAGAAUAUAAUUAAAUCUAUAAAUCUCUUUCUUAUGCAAUCAACGUAUGAAGCAAAUAGCUUUGCUUAAAGCAUAUUUAUUCUCCGUAGUAUGUAAUCUCGGCGUAUUAAAAUGAUAAUGUAAAUAAUGUAUAUACAUUUUUUAUAUACUCUAGUUUUGAUACAUCUUACAAAGUUAUAUGUGCGAAUUUCUCGUGGCAAGAUACAUUGCUUCGUUGAUAUUGUAUCAACUUACAUAUAUCAAACAUGUGUUAGCUUGAAAAAUAAAGGAUGCGAAGACAAUUCUAAUAAUUAAGUUCAGAUUUAACGAAUGUGUCGUAAAAUAUAA